Molecule: messenger RNA, 902 nt
Organism: Rhinichthys klamathensis goyatoka
Lineage: Eukaryota; Metazoa; Chordata; Actinopteri; Cypriniformes; Leuciscidae
Gene: tceanc2
Product: transcription elongation factor A (SII) N-terminal and central domain containing 2
Exons: 4
Coding region: 107-739 (210 amino acids)
Biological process (GO): DNA-templated transcription
Cellular component (GO): nucleus
Source: RefSeq, a predicted model, not a curated record
ACUGCCCUGUUCACUGAUCUACAAUGUAGUAACCUAAAAAAGAAUUAGUGUAGCUAGAGCUGGAGUAAAUAAACUCUUUAAAAUCGUUCACAUCAGGGUUUUAAUCAUGGAUAAAUUUGUUGUUCGGUUACCAAAGGGAGACAGGGUGAAACAGGAACCAAAACAAGAGAGAAAUUACAAACAAGCAACAUUAGAGUCCCUGCGGAGAGUGGUCGUGAUUGAAGACAUUGAGAGGUACAAGUCAAUCCUUGAACUGCCUGGCCAAGCUAAAGAGAACAUGAUAGAAGCCUUAAAGGAGUUGGACAAGAAAGUGCCCUCCAAAGAAGUGCUAAAGACUACUAAAAUUGGACACACAGUUAACAACCUUCGCAAACACUCAGAAGAUCCUGAAAUCAAGUCCCUUGCGGGGGAGGUGUAUAAACACUGGAGGACCUUUAUUGAGGAGCAUGCAAAUAAACCUUCCAUAGAAGUUCGCUGUGACAAACUGACAGAAAGUUUAAGGAGCAAUGCCAAGAAACUGCUCUCCGAAGCAAUUGCGUUGAAGGUGGAGCAUGGACUGGUGGAGAACAUUGAGAGGGAGGUCUUCCACCAAAGCUCUCGCCUUGUUAGCAGAGCUUACAGAAGGACUGUGAGGGCUCUUGUCUUUGCUCUGAAACAUAAGCCUGAGUUGAGAGCUCAGGUCAAGGACGGCAAAUUACCAGUUAAUAUAUUGGUCUGCAAUCACAAAAAGAAACUGUAAAGAAUUCAGACUUGUGACCUAAAGAAAAUAUUGUUUACCCAUUUCAUUUUUAAAAAAUAUCUAUAUUUAUAAUUUUUUUUAACAUACUGCAGUAUGAUUUACUCAUUGACUUGUAACCAUUUUUAACUUUCAAUCUUAAAUACAACAUUUGACUUUUUUUACA